Penicillium oxalicum is the source of this 2619-nucleotide messenger RNA. Its product is annotated as MIF4G domain-containing protein. Lineage: Eukaryota; Fungi; Ascomycota; Eurotiomycetes; Eurotiales; Aspergillaceae. Gene Ontology annotation, cellular component: nucleolus. Gene Ontology annotation, molecular function: RNA binding; protein binding. Gene Ontology annotation, biological process: ribosomal small subunit biogenesis. The transcript has 2 exons. The coding region runs from base 1 to 2619 and encodes 872 amino acids. The record is from RefSeq and is a predicted model, not a curated record.
AUGCCACGGCCUCAGCAUAAUACCACUUCCCUCCCUCGGGGCUUACGUGAUGAGCUCGGUAUCAGAGAUACAUACGGUGACAAGAAGCAGAAGCGAAAUGGCCCGGCAAGUCGAAAAGAGCGCCGCCGAGAAGAACGAAACAAUAAGAAACCCGGCAAACCAGCAGCCGCGCCUGCCAGGAGGAACACCCACUGGAGUUCUGGUUCCAAUGGAUACCGCAAAAACGAGGAUUACCGUGGAGACCUGAACGAAGACUCUCUUAGCGAAGAAGACACAAACGACAGGCGGAAAGGCAAGAAAACUUCAGCGAAACCACAGCAAUUACCAGCCUCGAAGACUGAACAACAUAGGCCACUCGUAGUGGUAGAAGAAGAAGAGGACGAGGACGACGAUGACGAAGGGAACUUCGAUGACGAUGAGAAUGACAUUGAGGACUCUGACGAGGCAGACGCAAACGUCCCACGGGCAAGUCAUAUCUCGGAAACGGUCAGAUCUAAGAUCGCCCAAGAUGAUGCCGAAAUCGCUGCUUUGGAGAAGAAGCUUGGUCUGAAAAAGGGGAAGAAGCUCCCCAAAGCCUUUGCUGAAGAUGGUCUUGAGGAGCUGAUGGGAGAUUUGGCUGAGAUUUCCGAUGAUGAUGGCAAGAAGCGGAAGCGUGAAGCUGAUGAGUGGCUUCAAAGCAAAAGACAAAAGGCUCUGCAGCGUCAGGCACCAGGUCCGGAGACGGACGAAGAUGAAGAUGAGGAUGAAGACGAUAGCGAUGACCAGAUGGAUGAUCUGGACAAGGAAAUCUUUGGAUCGGAGGAUGAUGAGGAUGAAGAGUACGCAGACGACAGCGACUUUGACGGGUUUGACGAGAAUGAGAAGGAGCAGCCCAGACAACGGGAAAACCCAUAUGUGGCGCCUGUUUCGAAAGUCGAGCCUGCAGCUGCCCAGAAGUACAUCCCGCCAUCGUUACGCGCUCGUGGAGAUCCAGAGAGUGAAGCGCUCACUCGACUGCGCCGUCAAGCUCAGGGACACCUCAACAAGCUUUCUGAGGCGAAUCUAGUUUCCAUCCUGGGAGAGUUUGAGAAGCUCUACCGAGACUAUCCCCGCCAACAUGUGACCUCCACGUUGAUCACUCUGCUGAUGACUUUGAUUGCCGAAAGGUCGGCUUUGAAUGACACUUUCAUUGUGCUCCAUGCAGGUUUCAUUGCCGCGGUCUACAAAAUCAUGGGCAUGGACUUUGGUGCUGAGAUUGUUCAGAAGAUUGUCGAAUCUAUGGAUGCUGGUGGUGACGAACGUGGCAAGUGGGAGGGGAAAGAGUACAUCAACCUCGUCUCCCUCUUGUGCCAACUCUACAACUUCCAUGUGAUUGGACAUCCUUUGAUGUUUGAUUACAUCCGGCUGUUUCUGGAGGAGAUCAAUGAGACAAACACGGAGCUUCUGCUCAAGAUCAUUCGGAACGCUGGUCCCCAAUUGCGCCAAGACGAUCCCUCUGCUCUCAAAGAUAUUGUUCUCCUCAUUCAGCCUGCUGUCGCCAAGAUUGGCGAGGGUAAUCUGUCAGUGCGGACAAAGUUCAUGAUCGAUACGAUUACCGAUCUGAAGAACAACCGAGUCAAGUCUGGAAUUGGUGCCGGGGUGACCUCGGAGCACAUUACCAAGAUGCGCAAGAUCUUGGGUUCUUUGAACAACUCCCGUGUCAUUCGCGCCUCAGAGCCAAUCAACAUCACCCGGGCGGAUAUCCAUGAUUCUUCCAAGAAGGGCAAGUGGUGGCUUGUUGGUGCAAGCUGGAGAGAGGACCCUCUGGUCUCUGCUCGCCAGGAACUAUCUGACCUUCAGGCUAAGCGUGCCGAUGCGGUGGAAGAUGAUAGCGAAGCCGAGCCGGACUUGGGCGAAAUCGCCAGAGCCCACCGUAUGAACACAGACGUUCGCCGGUCGAUCUUUGUGGCAAUCAUGUCCGCAACAGAUUACCAGGAUGCGCAAGUGCGUUUGACGAAGCUGCGCCUGAAGCGUGCGCAGGAAUUCGAGAUUCCCCGCGUUUUGUUGCAUUGCGCCAUGGAGGAGGAAGCACACAAUCCUUAUUACGCAUUGAUCGCGCGACGUCUCUGCGGAGAGUCUGGCCGUCGGCUUAAGAUGUCGUUCAUGUUCGCUCUGUGGAAUGUCUUCAAGCGAAUGGGUGAGCAGAACGACGACGAGGAUGAAGCGGAGUUUGACGCCGACGAUGAGGAGACAGGUGUGAGCAUGAAAGCCGUGGUGAAUCUGGCCAAGAUGUUUGGUAUGCUCAUUGCCGAUGGAACGCUCACUCUCAGCGUGUUGAAGAACCUCAAUUUUGCCUACCUCCAGCCCAAGACCAAGACUUUUGUGGAGCUCUUGAUCAUCAGUGUCAUCCAGCAGUCGCAAAAGCAGAAAAAGAGCUCGAAAAAGAAGCAGGCAAAGUCCGACUUUACCGACACAAGAGACGAGGAGACUCUUAUGCAAAUCUUUUUGCGAGUUCAGGAGACUCCCCAGGCUGCCAAAGGCCUGAUCUAUUUCAUCCGCAAGGUUGUUGCGAAGACCGAUCUUGUUACUGAAAAGGAGGAAAAGCUGGUUCGCUGGGGCUGCAACGUGGCGGUUGAUGCACUGAAAGCCGUCAAGGAAUGA